Molecule: messenger RNA, 2148 nt
Organism: Ricinus communis (castor bean)
Lineage: Eukaryota; Viridiplantae; Streptophyta; Magnoliopsida; Malpighiales; Euphorbiaceae
Product: protein HIGH CHLOROPHYLL FLUORESCENCE PHENOTYPE 173, chloroplastic
Exons: 11
Coding region: 265-1962 (565 amino acids)
Source: RefSeq, a predicted model, not a curated record
UACAUAUGAAUUAGACUUCUCAAACAUGAACAUAGUUGCUUACAGAAAAGAGAGAGAGAGAUAAAUGCAAAUCUUUGGUGCGUGUAGUGAAGUUGAAGUAGUGAGCAUGUCGAAUUAAUAUUACUUAUGGAAUGAAAAAGAGGAGAAGAAGGCGUUGAUAGUAUUAAUUAUUGUUGGGGGAAGGAAGCAGAUACAUAUAUCUGUAUUAUAUUGUCACAAGAAAAUUAAGAAGAAAGAAGAAAAAGAAAUAGAGGAAAGGCAAAGAUGAGAGGAUGCGCAAGUGUUAGUCCUACUCCAACAGCAGCAAGCUCUCAACAUCCCAAACUCAUAGGAGGUUUCCCAUCAAAGAUCAUCAACAAAAGAAGAGCCGUGAGUGUGAGAGCAGGCAGCAGCAGCAACAGCGAGAAAGAGAAAGAGAAAGAGAACGAGAAUGAAAGCAGCAGAAAGCAGCAGCAAUCCCUAAGUCUGGAUGACGUGAACCCCGUUGGACUAGGGAGGAAGUCUCGGCAGAUAUUCGACGAGGUGUGGAGAAAGUUUUCAGGUUUGGGACAAAUAUCGAGAACUACACGUGCGGAUGACUUGGAGUCUUUGGAUGCCUUGCUCAUAAGGGAGGGCCCAAUGUGCGAAUUUGCUAUCCCUGGCGCUCAGAAUACUACUGUCCUUGUUGUUGGAGCAACCAGCCGCAUUGGCCGCAUUCUUAUUAGAAAGCUUAUGCUGAGGGGUUAUACUGUCAAGGCUUUGUUAAGGAAGGCUGACCAGCAAGUCAUUGAUAGUCUCCCGAGAUCUGUGGAGAUUGUGAUCGGGGACGUCGGUGAUACUUCUUCUCUUACGUCUGCUGUUGAAGGCUGCAACAAGAUCAUCUAUUGUGCCACUGCUCGUUCUUCCAUCACCGGCGAUCUUUUCAGAGUUGAUCACCUUGGUGUUUCCAACCUCACCAAAGCCUUUCAAGAUUACAACAACAAACUUGCUCAACUUCGUGCUGGUAAAAGCUCUAAAAGCAAGCUUUUGCUUGCCAAGUUCAAGUCCUCUGAUUCCUUGAUUGGCUGGCAAGUCCGUCAAGGUACUUACUUCCAGGAUGCUGUUGCUUCCAAAUACGAUGCUGGUAUGGAUGCUAAGUUCGAGUUCACCGACACCGGAGAUGCCGUUUUCUCAGGUUAUGUAUUCACCAGAGGAGGCUAUGUAGAACUAUCAAAAAAGCUCUCUCUUCCUCUGGGUUACACUCUUGACAGGUAUGAAGGUCUGGUGCUCUCUGUCGGAGGAAAUGGAAGAUCCUAUGUUUUAAUUCUUGAAGCUGGUCCUUCAGCUGAUACAACUCAAAGCAAAUUAUAUUUUGCUAGAAUUACCACAAAAGUUGGAUUCUGUAGGGUCAGAGUUCCCUUCUCAUCUUUCCGCGCUGUCAAACCAGAUGAUCCCCCGCUAGACCCAUUUCUUGUACAUACGUUGACCAUACGCUUUGAGCCUCGAAGACAGAGACCUACUGAAGGACCUUCAGGAACAAGGCAAGAUCUCAGAAGCUUUAAGCUCAUCUUGGAAUAUAUAAAAGCCUUGCCUACUGGGCAAGAAACAGAUUUUGUCUUAGUCUCAUGUACAGGAUUAGGAGUAGAACCUACCAGAAGGGAGCAAGUUUUGAAAGCGAAGAGGGCCGGGGAAGAAUCACUGAGGAGAUCAGGUCUUGGAUACACAAUCGUUCGUCCUGGUCCUCUAAAGGAAGAGCCUGGAGGUCAACGUGCACUUAUAUUUGACCAAGGAAACAGGAUAUCUCAGGGUAUCAGCUGUGCGGAUGUGGCUGAUAUCUGUGUGAAAGCAUUGCACGACUCAACAGCAAGAAACAAAAGCUUUGAUGUAUGUUACGAAUACGUUGCAGAGCAAGGAAGGGAGCUGUAUGAGCUGGUGGCGCAUCUGCCUGACAAAGCAAACAACUAUUUGACACCUGCACUUUCUGUUUUGGAGAAGAACACUUGACAAGAAAAACACACAUGAUCAUUCACUAUGAAAGAAGGAAAGCAAAUACAGAAUGAAAAUCUCCUUGAUAUCUUCUAUGACUAAUAUAUAUACAUAUUACUCUUGUUCUUUGUUUCUGUAAAUUCCUGUGUAGUGUAGAUAAGAUACGGUGAAUUCGUGCAAAUGUAUAAUUGCAGUUUCAGAGCC